Molecule: messenger RNA, 7239 nt
Organism: Labrus bergylta (ballan wrasse)
Lineage: Eukaryota; Metazoa; Chordata; Actinopteri; Labriformes; Labridae
Gene: man2a2
Product: mannosidase, alpha, class 2A, member 2
Biological process (GO): protein deglycosylation; mannose metabolic process; N-glycan processing
Cellular component (GO): Golgi membrane
Molecular function (GO): alpha-mannosidase activity; carbohydrate binding
Source: RefSeq, a predicted model, not a curated record
UGGCGCUAGCUGCUGCAGAGGCUAAGCUAGCUGGUUCAGUCUGUAAUCUGUCAGCCUGCAGCUAAAAGCACGCAAACCUCUGGGCUCCACACACCACCGGAUUACUCUCAUUUUACAGUUGAAGAAGACCCUCUGAUGUGAUUGCAACUUUGGAUCAGAGAGCAGACUUACCGCCCAUACUCUCACAGUGGAUCUGCUGUCACCAGGCUACUGAGAGAAGAAUGACGUUUGUCCCGUUUUAAUUCCUGGGGCUGCUUUGGACAGAGUUGAGGCUGCAUAAAAAAGCUGCUGCUCUAAGCCAAGUUGCUCUUUUUCUCAGCCCAUUUCUUUGCAGCCCAGUGUGCAAGUGUUAUGGCUCUGGAGGCCAACUAAGCAAAAGGACAAAACUGGAGGAUUAUGUUGUGCAGCGGUAGUGGGGAAUGGACUAGGAGAGCACAGUGACAAACAUCAUGCUGUGGGGACACUAGGGUCCCUGUUUGAGCCCCCUCUGUGUGGUGCUUUUUUUUUUUUUUUUUUUUUUUUGCUUUUCCUCCAGUCUCCUCUGUUUGGAUGGUUGAACACAACGGAUACUUUGAAGGAGACCACCGGUGGCUGUGGUUUGGCCAAAGCUGACAGACUGCUUGCCAGCUAUUGCUGAUUUAAAACACUUGUCCACUUAUACCACUGCUGUAGCCCACAUCGCCGUGGUCUCCAGUAUGGUAAGCGGAGGCUGGAGGCAUCAUAAGACUGGAACUGAACCAUCAACACUGGGGUAGCUGGUUACUUUCCAUCUUUUUUUUUUUUUUUUUCCUGCACUCUGAAGGAUUACAUUCCAGUUUUCAAGGACUUAUUUUUUUUCUCAGUGCUGACAUAAAAAGCAGACAUAAAAAAAAAAAAAAAAAGGUCAUAAAAAAAAAAAAAAAAAAAUUCAAACCCCGGAAAGAGGACUGCUGCCUGGGAGGAUGAAGCUGAGGAAACAGGUGACAGUUUGUGGUGGGGCCAUAUUCUGUGUGGCUGUGUUCUCACUGUAUCUGAUGUUGGAUCGAGUCCAACAUGACCCUGCAAGGCGACAGACCGGCGGGAACUUUCCACGGAGCCAAAUCUCAGUUUUGCAGAACCGGAUAGAGCAGCUGGAGCAGCUCCUGGAGGAAAACCACCAAAUCAUCAGCCACAUAAAGGACUCUGUGAUGGAGCUCACAGACACAGGAGCUGUGUCUCCUAGUGGCCACCUGCCUUUCAGAAGUGCCAAUGGUUCCUGGGUCCUUCCCUUCGACGGCCGCCCCACUUUCCUGGCGGUUAAGCCACAAGAUUGCCAAUUUGCUGCAGGCAGCCGUGGUCAAACGGAUGUUCAGAUGCUGGAUGUGUACUCCAUCCUGAAGUUUGACAACCCUGAUGGCGGUGUAUGGAAACAGGGCUUUGACAUUACUUAUGAACCUGAAGAGUGGGACAAUGAACCGCUGCAAGUGUUUGUGGUCCCCCACUCACACAAUGAUCCAGGUUGGAUCAAGACUUUUGACAAGUACUUCACGGACCAGACGCAACACAUUUUAAACAACAUGGUGGUGAAGCUGGCGGAGGAUCCCCGCAGGAAGUUCAUCUGGUCUGAGAUUUCUUUCUUUGCCAAGUGGUGGGAGGGCGCAGACAUAUACAAGCAGGAGGCGAUGCGCAAACUGAUCCUUGGAGGGCAGCUGGAGAUUGUGACAGGCGGAUGGGUGAUGACGGACGAAGCAAACGUUCACUACUUUGCCAUGAUAGACCAGCUCAUUGAAGGGCAUCAGUGGCUGGAGAGAAAUCUAGGUAUUACUCCCCGCAGCGGGUGGGCGGUCGACCCUUUCGGCCACAGCGCUACGAUGCCCUACCUGCUGAAGAAAGCCAACCUGACCAGCAUGCUCAUCCAGCGGGUCCACUACUCCAUCAAAAAACACUUUGCCUCCACCCGCAGCCUGGAGUUUAUGUGGAGGCAGGCCUGGGACACUGGAUCCAGCACGGACAUGUUUUGCCACAUGAUGCCUUUCUACAGCUACGACGUUCCUCACACCUGCGGGCCCGACCCCAAGGUCUGCUGCCAGUUUGAUUUCAAGAGGUUACCAGGUGGUCGCAUUAACUGUCCCUGGAAGGUGCCGCCAAAACCUGUGGUGGAGGCCAAUGUAGCAGAGAGGGCAAACCUCCUCCUAGAUCAGUAUCGUAAAAAGUCCAAACUCUACCGCAGCAAGGUGGUCCUCAUCCCCCUGGGAGAUGAUUUCCGCUACGACAAGGCCCUGGAAUGGGAUCAGCAGUACAGCAACUACCAGAAACUGUUUGACUACAUGAAUUCUCACCCCGAGAUGCACGUUCAAGCCCAGUUUGGGACUCUCACCGACUACUUCAGUGCUGUAUACAAAGAACACGGAGUGCCCCAAGGGUCCAGACCUGCAGACUUCCCGGUGCUCAGUGGAGAUUUUUUUGCUUAUGCCGACCGCGAAGACCACUACUGGACCGGCUAUUUCACCUCCCGGCCUUUUUACAAGAGCCUGGACCGUGUUAUAGAGUCGCACCUCAGGGGGGCAGAGAUCCUCUACAGCCUAGCAGUUGCGAAUGCUCGUCAUGCUGGGAUGGAAGGGCGGUACCCGGUCUCAGAUUAUGCCCUGCUGGUCGAUGCGAGGCGGACUGUUGGCCUCUUUCAACAUCAUGAUGCCAUCACUGGCACUGCCAAGGAAAAUGUUGUUGUCGACUACGGUACUAGAUUACUGCGUUCGCUUAUCGGUCUGAAGAGAGUCAUUAUCAACGCUGCUCAUUUCCUGGUGAUGAAGAACAAAGAGUUUUAUCGCUUUUACCAGACAGAGCCAUUCCUAGAGACGGAUGACAGGCGGGCUACCCAAGACUCUCUGCCUCAGCGCACUUUAAUCGAGCUGGACCCUGCAGGGCCGAGGUAUCUGGUUCUGUUCAACCCCAUUGAGCAGGAGCGGCUGUGUGCUGUGACUGUGUUGGUCAAUACGGUCAGGGUGCGGGUGCUCACUGAGGACGGACAGACCCUGCCAGUGCAGCUGAGCGCUCAGUGGAGCUCUGCCAGUCAGAUGAGUGCAGAGGUAUUCGAGGCAACAUUCAUGGUUCGCCUGCCCCCCCUUGGUCUAGCUGUCUUCCACGUUUAUGACGCUCCUGACUCGCCCAUGACGCUCCGCUCCGACACCCUGCUGAGGCUGUCGGGUCGCGGCAUCACUGCUCGUGCCGCUGAUUCACUCCCCAUCCGCUCCCAGCAGUCCGACCCUCAGACCUUCUACAUCAGCAGUCAGACUCUCACUCUGGGCUUCUCCGGAUCCACCGGCCUGCUGGAGAGUAUCAAGCGUAAGGAUGAUCCUCAGGAAGUGAAGGUUCAGAUGCAGUUCAUGGUUUACGGCACUCGCCCCUCCAAAGACAAAAGUGGAGCGUACCUCUUUCUCCCUGACGGGAAAGCGAAGCCCUACAACCAGAAGGAGCCUCCCGUGGUGCGCGUGGUGGAGGGGCCUCUCUUCUCGGAGGUGGUGGCACACUACCAGCACUUUCAGCAGACCAUUCGCAUUAACAACGUGCCAGGUGUGGAUGGGUUGUCGAUAGACAUCAGCACCGCGGUGGACAUCAGAGAUCAGACCAAUAAGGAGCUGGCUAUGAGGCUAGAAACAGACAUCCAGAGUGGAGGCGUCUUUUACACGGAUCUCAACGGCUUCCAGAUGCAGCCUCGUCAACACCACCUCAAGCUCCCCCUGCAGGCCAACUUCUAUCCAAUGCCCAGCCAGGCGUACAUCCAGGACAGCCAUCACCGCCUCACGCUGCACACUGCUCAGUCUCUUGGCGUCAGCAGCCUCGAGAAUGGCCAGCUUGAAGUGAUUAUGGACCGACGGCUGAUGCAGGAUGAUAACCGUGGGCUGGGUCAGGGCCUGAAGGACAACAAGAAGACGGCGAACCGCUUCCGCCUGCUGCUGGAGAGGAGAUCCACGGGCAACAAGAUGGAAGACAGUGCAACAACAAGCUUCCCGUCUAUACUCAGUCACAUGACCAACGCCUUCCUGAACCACGAGGUCCUCGCGCUGCCCGUCCUGCCAAAAAGACGCGGGAUCCCUCCUCUGCAAACCUUCGCCCCUCUCAAGUCCCUUCUGCCCUGCGACUUCCACAUGCUGAACCUGCGCAGCAUCCAGAGCCAGAAGGACCCCCACUCUCCGUCUCCGUACACAGCUAUGAUUCUUCACCGUCUGGCGAUGGACUGCGGCGUCGAGGCUCAAAACCUCGGCUUCAACUGCACCACCACACAAGGAGAGCUGAGUGUAUCAGGACUCUUUAAGAACCUGGACCUGCAGCUGCUCCAGCCUGUCUCCCUGACUCUGAUGCACUCCAGCACGCCUCUGGCCAACGACUCCUCCAUCAGCCUUGAUCCCAUGGAGAUCUCUGCCUUUAAGCUCAAGCUGCGCUAAAAGCUAUUCACACUCAAAGAGGCAAUAAAAAACAAAAAACAAACCAUACUCCUUGGACCAAGAACCAGUCCGAAACUGGCCACAUACUGGCAACAGAGGGCUCUGAGUCUCUCUGUCUUUGCCGAGCAGAACCACAAACACUACAGCUGCGAGAGGACGGCUCCAUUGUAACAGGACCGACUGCACAGCAGGGGGCAGGCGAUGGCUGUUACUGUGGAUGUCUCUGAGAGCAGAAAAAAAACAAAAACCUCCCUGAACUCGCAGCGACACAUGAAAGACUGCAUGGAUCAGAUAAAGUCGGGGAUCUCUCUGUAAUCAAAAAAUGAAAUCUGAAUCGGUUCUGCUUUUUAAGAACGUAUGUCUUUUUUCUAUCUUUGCUCCAUCCUGGACUGAACUACUGAAUGUAAAUAUAUCCAAAUGACCUAAGGGGGGGGAGGAGGGGGCCUGGGACUCGUGCCACAUCAGAGUGCAAUUUACAAAGCUUUAUUUGGUGAAUGGGUUUCUAAUUUUUCUAUGUACGCGGUGAAGGAGACGCAUCACAGCAAUCUUUUUUUUUUUUUAAAUAUACUUGACUGCAAUUUCAUUAUUUGUUCCCGACAGACUCGAAUGCAGCAAAGAGAAUGUGUUGUCUCGUCAUCUCAAACUGCGGAACUGUGGCUCUGUAAGCUAACAAAGAUGUCCGCGUCCGAGAGUCCCACGUCACCACGGGAUAAAAAUGCGAUCUUUUAUCAUAUCAGAUGACUGUAUACCCUCUGUUGGCUGCUUGUACAUAGUCUGAACACUUUCUUUCACUUCUCCCCCCUCCCACCCCCGAGCCUCAUUUCUGCUGAUGAAAAAAACAAAACAAAUCUGUGCAGGAGGAUCUGUGCAUUUCAACGUUCCUGUCAGUCAUUCCUGUGUUUGAACUUCACCACUGAGAGUUUGGCUGUGUUUACCACGCUAUAUGCAGUAGAAGAGUAGACAAAGACUAUACCUCAUUUAUUCCACGUGGCAGAUAAUUCAGUGUGUGUCUGUAUGUUCAUGUGAGAUUACAGUGUGCACUAUCAGGGAACAUUCACAGCACUGUUUGGCCUCAUUAUGUUAGUAUGGAUGUCUGUGGUAGGCAGUGGGGUCUUAUCUUUUGAGGAGGGAGGGAGCUUUGUGGAACCAUAGUUAAACGUAAUAUUAAUCUAUUAAAAAAAGCAAACAGACAAACUAACUCGAGUGGUGUCGCUCUCAUCAGAUGGAUUUAUUUUCAGAUAUCUGCUUGGAGCUGCUUCCAGUGUUGGUGUGCGUAUUGAUUGACCCCUUUAAAAAAAAUGUCCAAAUUACUGAAAUUCGCUCGGGACUAUCGAUGAACUCUGGAGUGUAUAUAACCACAGAAUAGCAGAUAUUUCUUGGAACAAGUUGCAGUCUCACUCACUAAAUGAACCUGGAACAAUUGAAUUCAUUAUCAAGAUUGCUGUUGAUCUUUUCUUUUUUAAAUUCAUGACUGCACUUUAUUUGUCAUUAUCACCCUUAUACAAGCUAAAUGGAAUAUGAAUUUUGUGCUGAAAGCAUUAAAAUGUUCUAUUUGGGGGAUAAAAGUGGACAACAUGCUGUCAUUCCUGAAACGCUUUGCCAUUGAUCAGAAAUAUUUCACUGAUCGUGCUGAGGCUGAUUCCAAAUCAGCUCGUAUUUUAGGUUGAUUCAGAGUUCGGUGUGAUCAUUUGAAAAUAUUUUAUUUUAGAAAAAAAAGCAUAAAAAACCUGCUUGAUUUCCAGUGUGCUGUUGGUGUGCACUCUGAUAUGACCAUGGGUUACAUAAAAGAGAUGGAUGUUUCUCACAGCUGCACAAAAUGAAAGCAGCUCUGCUUCAGCAACAUCCACCAAAUCAAACAAAAUAUAUUAAAUGGAAAAGAAAAAAAAAAAGGUUUUCAGCUAUUGGCAAUGUGAUGAAGAGGUUCCAGGUUGCAUCUCCUCAUGCACAUAUAAAACAGCAGACUUUGUGAAUUUCCUGUAUGACAAAACAGGAAAAAAAAAAACUAUAAAUGGGAAAGCGGCAGUGAGUGAAAACUGGGUGGGACAGUGUGUCUUGGAAGGAAAUGUUGCUGCUAAAUUUUUUAGAUGUCAUUUUUCAAAGCUGUGAACGCUUUGAGUCAAACUCCAUUCAUCUCCAUGGCUGGUUGCAGUCUCUGGAGAGGGUUUCUUAAAAGUUCAACAAAAAACAAAAACUGUCUGUGCUUCAAGACCUCAUUUGAGAUAAAAACUUAAUUUGGAUGAAAUGGUCCAUUUAAGAAAUUGUAUCCAAACAAACACAGGGUUUCUCAGUUUCUUCAAAUGGAGCUGUUUUUUUGUAUUCCAGCUCCGCUGUGGCUCUUAUCCCAAGGCCUUACUUUGCAGCAUGCUCUGCCUCCACAGUGGCCGUGGAGGAUGUGUUCAUCUGUGUCCAAAGCUGAGGCCGAACUCCUCGCAGCUCACCUGUGUCCCAUCACUUUAACCGCUCACCUGCUUCAUUCUUCAUGAGGCCUCCUGCCGCUCUCCUCCUCUCUGCCCGACGUCUGGUUAUUAUCACAGUUCAAAAACUCCCCACUCAUUCUCUUAACAUUUCUGUAACACCAGACUUCACUGCUCCUUCGAUUGCACUUUCUCCUGCCAUCUUCAGACCUUGCUACGACCGCCUCUCCCUCAUUUCUGUGUGUCUCAGUCUCUGUAUAGAUGUCCUUUUUUUAUUUUUUAGAAUGUGAUACCCGUGUAACGCUGUUUCUGUUUGUUCAGAGGUAAUAUAAGAAGGUAAUAUUUCAUCUAUUUGUUAAUUCAUGAUGGAUUUAAGCUGCAGAGGAACAGAGGAGAUGAAUAAAAAUCACUUUAUCUGAAACUAA